Messenger RNA from Ochlerotatus camptorhynchus, 720 nucleotides. RefSeq names its product adult-specific cuticular protein ACP-20-like. Lineage: Eukaryota; Metazoa; Arthropoda; Insecta; Diptera; Culicidae. The record is from RefSeq and is a predicted model, not a curated record. Gene Ontology annotation, cellular component: extracellular matrix. The coding region runs from base 141 to 641 and encodes 166 amino acids. The transcript has 2 exons.
UGACGCCGUAACCGUUUGACAGCAUUCCGCACAUUCAUUAGUAUAAAUAGUGCACAAUGGUGCGGUAAAGUGCAUCAGUAGCAUUCGGAAGUUCUAACCGCAACCAUUCUCGGUGUAAAAUCCGCUAGCAGUGUCCUAAAAUGUUCCGAGCAAGCUUUUUUGUAGCUGUUGCCCUUCUGGGAGCCGCUCUGGCCUACGAGCACCAUGGAUUCGUCAGUGAGGUCAAACACGUCCCGUACAAGUGGUACGGUGGUUCCGAGGGUGGCAUGAGUGAAAUGGGCGGCAUGGGCUUUGGCGGAGGCUCUCAGGGUGGAAUUGGUAUGGGUGGUGAGGAUUAUUACAGCUACCCGAAAUACAACUUCGAGUACGGAGUGAAGGACUACAAAACGGGUGACCACAAGAGCCAGUGGGAGAUGCGCGAUGGCGAUGUCGUCAAGGGCGCGUACAGCCUGGAUGAAGCUGAUGGAACCAAGCGCAUUGUUGAGUACCACGCCGAUAGCAAAAACGGUUUCGAAGCUAAGGUCAAGAACAUUGGACAUGCUAUCCAGGAAGGCGGAAUGGGUGGACAACAGAUGGGUGGUCUCGAGGGCGGUUACUACGGACAUGGUUACAGUUAUAGCAAGCUGAAGAAGUACAACUAAUUGGCUGAAGCAAGACUGACUCUCUUUUCCAUUUUCAACCUGGCUUUUACAUUUAUAGUUUCCUUAAACGACCUGUGAC